AUGAAACCGUCCUUCCCCAAUCACUUGCUCCGAAGAAGGAUAAAGAGAAGAAAAGAAAAGGGGCACCGAGUUCCUCGAACUCGUAGAAGCAGAAACCGAAAAGGAGGCAGGGAUGAGUCCGAAGAAGAAGAAGAAAAUUCCGAGUUGGUGGCUCGGGUGCGAGUCUACAACGCAUUGCCUCAAGCCAAGGAGGCUGUUGAGAGGGCAGUGACCGAGGUCUCUGAACCGGAGAGGGGUGAGGCCGCUUUGCCCCAAGCUAGGGAGGUUGAGAAGGAGACCGGGGCCGAUAUUCCUCGAGCAGAGGAAAGUGCUCCGAAAUAUGUGCUUGGGAUGAUUGAUCUCUCUAGGUCUCCUUUAUUCUCCGAUUCUAUGAUCAACGAGGAUGUUAUUGGGUUUGGUGACAUACCGGUUCCAACGAAGGCACCAUCUUUGGGAGAUAGUGGGUCUUCUUCGAGUUCGAGGUUAGUGGAUCAGUUCCCGACUUCGAGUGUUGAUCCUGACCGAAAGCGGUCAAUAAUUAUCUCUAUCCCAGAGGAUGCCCCGGUUCUCUCCGCCCCCGUGAGGGUUGCUAGCUAUCUCUGGUGCUUGGUGAUCGAAGAGGACCAGGCCAAGAUGGAUGAGGUAGAAGCGCCCUACCUGUUCAAUGAAUCUCAACAGGCGUUGAAUUGGGCUUCGGCCGAGCUAGAAGCGACUCGGAAGGAGCAUGCCGAAUGGGUCGAGCAGGUAAAUCGAGUACUUGAAGAUAGUGAGGAAGAUUUGGACACAGUGGCUAACGAUCCGAUCCUGCUGGUCCAAAAAAGACUUGAUCGGAUCAGGCAACUCCAGGCAAAGGUGGACACAAAGAAAGCUGAGGCCGAAGAAUGGAAGAGAAACAUGGACCUCCUAGCCUCGGAAAAAGAGGCCGUCCAAGCUCAACUGGCAUUGACUGAGGCCCAGCUCCAGGCUACAGAGGAAAAGGCCUUGACCCGGGCCAAAACAAUCGAGGAGAUCUGGUCUCAGCUGAGCUCGCAAACCCGAAAGGAGGCCCUCAAAGGAGUUCAUGCUCAGGGCUUCGACCUGCUAGAUGAGAUCGAGAAUGCCAAGAUAUCUGAGACCAAGGCCAGGAAGCCGGCUUAUCCCGAGGAGGAGGAUUUCGAGGGGUCUGAAGACUCGGAUGAGCCCGAAGGUGGUGAAGACCCCGAAGGCGACGAUGCGGCCCCCGGUGAAGAUUAA
This is a messenger RNA of Nicotiana tabacum (common tobacco), 1212 nucleotides long. NCBI's taxonomy places the organism in Eukaryota, Viridiplantae, Streptophyta, Magnoliopsida, Solanales, Solanaceae. The record is from RefSeq and is a predicted model, not a curated record.